AUGACCGGAGCUCGUGUGCUGGGGGCCGCGCUGCGUCGCGUCGGCCGGCCAAGGACCGAAGGAGGCGGCGUUCAGCGGACCCUGAUUGGAAGCUCUCAGAAUGAACGUUCGUCAAGCAUACCAAGGCCCGUCGGCCUAAACCCACCGACCUCCGAGCACCACCGAACAAUACACACGACACCGCGAUACCUCUCCUCCUCCUCUUCCUCUUCCUCCUCGAAACCAAUGACAACAACGACAACAUGGCGCAGAGAACCCCAUCAACCCCCGACAACAACCCACGACCCCACAGCCGACCUCCCAGCACAGCUCUGCGGCGUGAUGCGGAGACUAGCGCACUCGGUCGUCGUCGCCACGGCCACAGAUCGCGCGGGUCGGCCACGGGGCAUGACGAUGUCGAGCUUCGUGAGCUUGAGCAUGGAGCCCGUGCCGCUGGUGACGUUCAACGUCCGGACGCCGAGCCGGACGCUGGAUGCGAUUCGCGAGAGCGGCGGGGUUUUCAAUGUGCAUGUUCUCGCGGAGGGAGGGGAGGGCGCGAGGGUUGCGGAUUUGUUUCCGAGGGGGAACGCUGGUGCCGGGGAGGGGUUGUUUGAGGGGUUGCCUGAGGGGGUUGAGGUUGUUGAGGAGGAUGGGGAGGCGCCUUUACUUGAAGGGAAGGGGGUGUUCUUUGCACAAGAGACCGUCAGGUGA
Colletotrichum tamarilloi is the source of this 690-nucleotide messenger RNA. Its product is annotated as flavin reductase like domain-containing protein. NCBI's taxonomy places the organism in Eukaryota, Fungi, Ascomycota, Sordariomycetes, Glomerellales, Glomerellaceae. The transcript is spliced from 3 exons. The record is from RefSeq and is a predicted model, not a curated record. The coding region runs from base 1 to 690 and encodes 229 amino acids. Gene Ontology annotation, molecular function: FMN binding; riboflavin reductase (NADPH) activity.